Messenger RNA from Peromyscus californicus insignis, 939 nucleotides. Its product is annotated as olfactory receptor 52E8-like. Gene Ontology annotation, cellular component: membrane. Lineage: Eukaryota; Metazoa; Chordata; Mammalia; Rodentia; Cricetidae. The transcript has a single exon. The record is from RefSeq and is a predicted model, not a curated record. Gene Ontology annotation, biological process: G protein-coupled receptor signaling pathway. Gene Ontology annotation, molecular function: olfactory receptor activity; G protein-coupled receptor activity. Bases 1 to 939 code for a protein of 312 amino acids.
AUGUCGCUAGGCAACAGCUCAUGGAUUCACCCUUCAUCCUUCCUGCUCUUGGGAAUCCCGGGACUGGAACGGUUGCAUUUCUGGCUUGGUUUGCCAUUUGGUACAGUCUAUCUUAUUGCUGUCCUAGGAAAUGUCAUCAUUCUCUUUGUGAUCCAGCUUGAACACAAUCUUCACCAGCCUAUGUUCUACUUAUUGGCCAUGCUGGCUCUGACUGACUUGGGCCUGUCUACGACAACCAUCCCCAAAGCACUCAGCAUAUUCUGGUUUGGCUUCCACAAAAUUGCCUUUAGGGAUUGUUUAGCUCAAAUGUUUUUCAUACAUCUGUUUACAGGCAUAGAAACAUUCAUGCUUGUAGCCAUGGCUUUUGAUCGCUAUGUUGCCAUUUGUAACCCUCUCCGAUACAACACAAUCCUCACCAACAGAACAAUCUGUGUUAUUGCUGGAGUUGGACUGUUCAAAAAUUUCAUUUUAGUUUUUCCACUUAUAUUUCUCCUUCUAAGGCUUUCAUUCUGUGGACACAAUAUCAUACCCCACACAUACUGUGAACACAUGGGCAUUGCUCGACUGGCGUGUGUCAGCAUAAAGGUCAAUGUAUUAUUUGGGUUGAUACUCAUCUCUAUGAUACUUUUGGAUGUUAUUUUGAUUGCUAUUUCAUAUGUGAAAAUUCUUCAUGCUGUAUUCAAACUCCCAUCCUGGGAAGCCAGGCUCAAAGCUCUUAAUACCUGUGGUUCCCAUGUGUGUGUGAUCUUGGCUUUCUUCACUCCAGCCUUUUUCUCGUUUUUGACUCAUCGAUUUGGACACAAUAUUCCACGGUAUAUCCACAUCCUCCUUGCUAACUUAUAUGUUAUCAUUCCCCCUGCUCUUAACCCUCUUAUUUAUGGGGUGAGAACCAAGCAGAUUCGAGAUCGUGUGGUGAUAUUUUUUUGUAAGGAAGUUUGA